Messenger RNA from Neltuma alba, 612 nucleotides. RefSeq lists its product as uncharacterized. The record is from RefSeq and is a predicted model, not a curated record. Bases 1 to 612 code for a protein of 203 amino acids. Lineage: Eukaryota; Viridiplantae; Streptophyta; Magnoliopsida; Fabales; Fabaceae. The transcript has a single exon.
AUGGGUUUCUUCAAUUGGAUUAGAGUGGAAGCUACUGGAUAUGCUGGAGGUAUAUGGCUCAUGUGGAACGAAAAAGAUUGCACUGUUACUUACAUCUCAUCCAAUGAGCAAAUCCUACAUUGCCAAAUCAGAGACAAGCACUCCUCUAAAACUUUUUUCGGAUCCUUUGUCUAUGGAGAGACUAAUCGUCGCAAAAGACAAACUCUUUGGCAAUCAAUCAAAACCAUAGCCAAAGCUACAGAGGAAGCCCGGAUCUUACUGGGUGACUUCAAUGCUUAUAGGGCUCCAAGAGACAAGAGGGGAGGGGCCAAGCCACAUAUCACAUCCAUGUCAGAUUUCAACGAGUGCAUUACAGAUUCAGGUCUAUUGGAAUUGGAAGAUACUGGGAACAAGUUCACCUGGGAAAGAGGAGAGAUUCAAGAAAAGCUGGAUUGGGUCUUUGGGAACAUAGCCUGGGACAUAAAAUUUCCGACAUCCAGAAUCUACUAUGAUCUGAAGUACAAAUCUGAUCAUAAAGUAAUAGUGUUGUCCCUAUACAGUCAAGAGAAACAAACAACCUCCACCACAGCGGUUCCACUACCAAGCCGCCUAGGCUCCCGAGAAUGGUUUUAA